AAUGAUGGCGUGCCGUGUGCGGUGGUAGCCGGCAGGACGCAGGUGUAGCUUAUCAAUAGUGUGUUUUAUUUACAAGUAAUUGCUAUCAGUUUGAAUUUUUAAAUAUAACAUUAAUAGGUACAUUACCGAUUACUGAAAUUUCAUAGUAAUAACCGGUUAUUGUUUUUUGCAUAAAAAUUAAAGUAAUACAGACAUUUCAAUAAUGGCUGGCGAAGUUAUUGUUGAUGCUCUUCCUUAUAUUGAUCAAGGGUACGACGAACCAGGUAUCCGCGAAGCUGCGAUCAGUAUGGUUGAAGAUGAAAAACGUCGUUAUAGGCCGUCGAAAAACUAUCUUGAACAUUUACCACCACUCAAUAUAUCAGCGUUUGAAACAGAAAUGAUGCGCACAGAGUUUGAUAGACUUCAGCAGCGUUUACCAAUGGAAACAAUGAGUAUGAAACGCUAUGAGCUACCUCCACCGCCAGCUGGAAAACUCACAGAUAUGUCUGCUUGGAAUGAAUGUUUAGAAAAUUCAAUGGCUCAACUUGAACAUCAAGCUACCAGAAUUACAAACUUAGAAUUGAUGAUGGAUUAUGGCACAGAAGCCUGGAAAUCUUAUUUGGAAGUUCUAGUGAAAUGUGUUGCUGCUGCACAGACACAAGUGACUAAAUUGAAAAAACAAAUUCAAGAAGUAAAUUUCCAACGAAAGAAUGUGCAGAUGCAAGUAGGCGAAAAAUUACGAGAUUUAGAAGCCAAUUGGGUAGGAUUGGUGAGCAAGAAUUAUGAAAUAGAAUUAGCAUGUGCUCAUUUGGAAAAACAAAUUAGAGCAUAUGAAUUAGCCAAAACAGAAAAGAUGGACACAGAUUAAAAAUUGUAUCUUAACUUUUUUUCAUAAUAAUGUAUAAAGUAUUUAAAAACAUUUAAGGUAUAAGAAUAAGUAAAAACUACAUUCUCUUGUAUUAUUUUUUUCACAAUUUUAUAUUUCAUGUAAAAAAAGUAUAAAAAAUGUGUAUUAUAAAAUAAAGCAUUUUGCCUACAUCAAA
This is a messenger RNA of Aphis gossypii (cotton aphid), 1022 nucleotides long. It is a transcript of the gene BCAS2, whose product is annotated as pre-mRNA-splicing factor SPF27. The coding region runs from base 203 to 847 and encodes 214 amino acids. Lineage: Eukaryota; Metazoa; Arthropoda; Insecta; Hemiptera; Aphididae. The transcript has 6 exons. Gene Ontology annotation, biological process: mRNA processing. Gene Ontology annotation, cellular component: precatalytic spliceosome; Prp19 complex; catalytic step 2 spliceosome. The record is from RefSeq and is a predicted model, not a curated record.